CUUAUUUCUCUUUCAUGCCCACAAACUCUUUACUAUCACAACAAGCUCUCAUUUUUUGAAGAAGCACUUUUGGUGAGAUGGAGGGAACUUCUCUCUCUAACACUAGGGUGCUGCUUCUUGUCCUAGCCAUGCUAACCAUGUUAAGUACUGUGGCAAUGGCUAGGUCCAAAAAAACACACACCCAACAAGUCCCUUGCUUCUUCAUUUUUGGUGAUUCUUUGGUGGAUAAUGGGAACAACAAUCACAUCCUAACCCUUGCUAGGGCCAAUUACUUGCCCUAUGGGAUUGAUUUCCCUCUGGGUGUGUCAGGAAGGUUCACCAAUGGCCGGACGGUCGUCGAUAUCAUAGCACAACUACUAGGGUUUCGAGAGUUCAUUCCGCCAUACGCGAUGGCGCGAAGAAAACAAGUAGUUCGAGGCUUGAAUUUCGCGUCGGGGGCGUCGGGAAUCAGAGGAGAAACUGGGUCCAACUUGGGACUACACUACCCUCUGUAUAAACAAGUAGAACAUUUUCGCGGCGCGGUGGAGAUAAUGAAGAGCAUAUUCAAGGGGAACACUACUAAGCUUGCCACUCAUCUAAGCAAAUGCAUCUACUAUUCAGGGAUGGGGAGUAAUGACUACUUGAACAACUAUUUCAUGCCAUUCUUUUACCCAACCAGCUAUUUUUACAACCCUGAAGUUUUCGCGGAGCUUCUCCUUCAAGACUACUCGCAACAACUUAGAGAGUUGUACGAUUUGGGUGCUCGUAAAGUGGCGGUCUUCAGCGUCGGACGAAUCGGCUGCAUACCUUACGAGCUAGCUCGAUACAACAACCGAAACUACGACGGCAACGGAGAUCGUUGCAACGAGGAGAUCAACGAGGCCAUCAGCAUUUUCAACGCGGGCCUCGUUCGUAUGGUUACUGAAUUCAACGCCGCACUCCACGGCGCUAAGUUCGUCUAUGUCAAUACCUACGAUAGUUUGAAGGAUCUUACGACGAACGCAGUCUCUUACGGGUUCAGCGUGAUCAACCGAGGGUGUUGCGGCGUUGGGCGGAACAACGGGCAAAUAACGUGCCUGCCGCUUCAAAAUCCGUGCGGCGAUCGAUCGAAGUACUUGUUUUGGGAUGCAUUCCACCCCACAGAAGCUGGAAAUCUUAUCUAUGCCAUGAAAGCAUACAAUUCGACUUCGACCGCCGACGUGUAUCCGAUGAACCUACGACAACUCGCAGCAGCGUGAGGAAUCGACGUCAAAACUACACUCGAGUUUCACGAGCUCGAUUUUAAAUUUGUCCGCCAAAUUUUGAUUCAUACUCAAUAGUUAUCAUCAUAAGUUUACAUGAAGCUUUUAGUUGUGCUUUAUAGUUCAAAAGUACUUGUAGAGUCCGAAAACGAAAUACUUGUUUCGAGUGUUUGGUAAUUUUUACAGAAUAGAUUUUGGCUUAGUUUGGUUAACGCUAUUAGAUAUAAUAGAGUUGGGGUAAAAGUAUGUAGGGAAACGCUUCUGCAUUUUUCUUUGACACCAGUUUUUAAUCCAGCACUCGCUUUAGUCUCUGUUGUGGUAACGAAAGUGAUUUUCGGAGAGUCAGACUAGUGGUGGAACUGCAGAAAAUAUAUUGUAAA
This is a messenger RNA of Ananas comosus (pineapple), 1600 nucleotides long. RefSeq names its product GDSL esterase/lipase At1g33811-like. Lineage: Eukaryota; Viridiplantae; Streptophyta; Magnoliopsida; Poales; Bromeliaceae. The transcript is spliced from 5 exons. Bases 78 to 1217 code for a protein of 379 amino acids. Gene Ontology annotation, molecular function: hydrolase activity, acting on ester bonds. The record is from RefSeq and is a predicted model, not a curated record.